AUGGCAGAUUCCUUGGAGAGACCUACUUCACUCAAAGACCACAAGUUCACUGGUUCAAAGGAAGCCGUGAAGACUGCGUGCACAAAGGGUGAUGUGACCUUUCUGGCUGACCUGGCAGAUGCCUUGGCUGGGGAAAGUGAAGAGACAGAAAAUCCCUCUGAGGAUGGCCACAUGUUGAAACUGCUGAAGCACUCGAAGCUUUCACUUCCCACUGCACCCUUCACUCCGGAUAGCAACAGCCCUCCCGCCUCCCUCUCCCCUCCAUCCGCCAACAUGAACCCUCAUCUUCCUCACACAAACAACUCCCAUCAAGGAGACGAGAAUGUCCCUGGUGAAAACAAGACUCGUUCAGAGGCUAUCACCUUGAUUCGCGCCAGGACUCUUACUCGUUCUUCCCCAACAGAAGCAUCCUUCCAAGCAGACAUGGCCAUCGACAACAGUCUCCCUCCUCCCACGUCCGAGUCUCAUCUCCCGCCAGUAUCUCUCAUGGACUUGUUUCAGAAGCCUAAAAAGAAAAGAUCCAGCAAGAGCAAGUCCAAGAGACAAAAGUCCAAACGGCGUGAUGUCUCCAAGUCCCCGGACAACAAGGACUCGGGCCUAGACAUUCCUGAUGAAGCCAACGAGAAGAAAUUGGACACCGAGAUCAACAAUGAGCAGGACACCCAAGCUCCUUUGUCUGCUCCUGUACUUGACAACCCUGUAUCAAUCAAGCUGGAAGAUGCAGUUCCCACCAAUGCAGAUAUUGAAGACAAGUCCAACCCUGUCGCGCUGGCGAAGGAAUCUGGUCCCGAGAAGCACGAAGAUGCGGUCGUCGCCGACCAGAGAGAAUCUCAGCAGGACACCGCGUCUCAAAUGCCUCCGGCCUUGUCUUUUGCUGCCGUCUUAGCUGGUGGCAUGGACAAGCUGGAGCUCAAUACGUGCAAUGAGGCUCCCAAUUCGACCGGUGACGGAAAGACUUCCACCACCGGUAGCAAAUACGCCUUCACACCCAACGAGACCACCCAACUGGACGGCGCAUCCAACAAUGUCAGUGGGGGCAAAGCUCAGAAGACCUGUGAUGAUGGAUCGGAUUGUCCCUCAACGGUCGAGCCAUCGUCUCAAUCGUCUCCCCGUGGCUCUCAUCAGUCCUCUCGCAAGGUUGCAACCCAGAAAGAAAAGCUACCUGCUAUACUAGAAGCAUCGCCAGAAGACAACGGAGGUUCCUCGGUCCAAGUUAGCCCAUCUGCAAGCAACCAGAGCCUCACAUGUACCCCAAAGUCGACCAGCACUGGACUUUCUGCGUGGAAUGCGUUUUCCCAACAGAACACACCGCGUACGGAUAUCACUGAUGACAGCCAGCUGAAGGGAACAAAGAACAAGAAGGCUCAAAAGCACUCCACUAGCACCCGAACCGACUCAGCGAUCCAGGUCAAUGGCAACGCGAGUGGCAGCCAUGCACAUCCGCCAACCUCGACUGACGGGGGCAACCAAGGACCAACCUCAAGCAAAAAGAAAUCCAAAUCAUUCAAGAAAAAGGAUGGCUUCUGGUGGAACCUUGACAGUCACGGAUUUCCCUGUGCGAAGGAAGGCUGUGACAAACGCUGCAAUCUCUGGGACGGCGCAACCGUCAUCUGUCCUCGCUGUGGCCCAUACUCCGAGUGUCGUUACUGCUGCAAAGAGCACCUUCUGAACAGUAUUAAGCGACACUGGUCCAUUUGCGAGCAGAUGACCUUCCAGCACCCAUGCAAAGAGUCAACCAUCCCGAAAGACGUCCGUAACGGACCGGCUUUUGUCCCCUGUCUUCAUCCCUACGACACACCUGAGCGUCAUCGCCAGGCGGUCUUUCUUAACAUGAACAGCAAAGUUGGUGAUUACUUCAUCUUCUCUGACUGGGCCGACAAUCUCGAGGCAGGAUUCCCCGAAAACAACGUGGCUCUCCGUUGCUCCAGCCGAGUGGUGUACAUCAUCAAGUUCGACGACGCCAAAGAGAAAGACCGCUUCCGUCGUGUUCUCGCAACCUGUCUUUUCAUGACCAUCGAAGUGACCGAGCUUGUCGACUAUCUCUACCGGCUGAUCCGCGAUAAGCUGCGGUCUGAAGGCGCUCCCCCGGAGCUAGAAACCGCAGUUCAGUACCAGUUCCGCCAGGAGUUUGCCGUGACCAUCCAGACAAUCAUCACGGGUCAGAGACACGCAUGCGACACCGACUGGGACGGGAGAAACCGCCGCAGCUGCCUCGAUCCCAGGGAUGCUACUGGAUCCUCCGCGCAGCCCGGGCUACGCACCCCGAUGUGA
Aspergillus terreus NIH2624 is the source of this 2271-nucleotide messenger RNA. RefSeq lists its product as uncharacterized. The coding region runs from base 1 to 2271 and encodes 756 amino acids. The transcript is spliced from 4 exons. Lineage: Eukaryota; Fungi; Ascomycota; Eurotiomycetes; Eurotiales; Aspergillaceae. The record is from RefSeq and is a predicted model, not a curated record.